Pygocentrus nattereri (red-bellied piranha) is the source of this 4309-nucleotide messenger RNA. RefSeq names its product dopamine receptor D2a (gene drd2a). Gene Ontology annotation, cellular component: presynaptic membrane; glutamatergic synapse. The record is from RefSeq and is a predicted model, not a curated record. The coding region runs from base 418 to 1761 and encodes 447 amino acids. The transcript has 8 exons. Gene Ontology annotation, biological process: adenylate cyclase-inhibiting dopamine receptor signaling pathway; adenylate cyclase-activating adrenergic receptor signaling pathway. Gene Ontology annotation, molecular function: G protein-coupled receptor activity; dopamine neurotransmitter receptor activity, coupled via Gi/Go. Lineage: Eukaryota; Metazoa; Chordata; Actinopteri; Characiformes; Serrasalmidae.
CUUCACUCUCCGCUGAGCAGCCUCUGAAGGUUACCGGGUGCGUAAGCGCGCGCUCUGACAGCUCCGGCUCGGGACGUGGCUACUUGCGCAUGUUGCGCAGAACUGCGCGUCGCACCGGACCGGUGAUGAGCGCCUCAGCGGUCAGCGCUGUGAAGCCACGGCUGCCACGGGAAGAGCGCAGCUCCGCUCGGGUCCUCUGUGGAUCCGUAUGAUGUGCUUUUUUGGAGGGAGUCGCUUUCCGCCCGCGUGCAGGCUCGCCGCCCGAGGAUCGGUACAGAGAGGAGAGCGCGCCAGCUGGUCCUCAUGGACACACGCGACGAGGGGACAGCGCUGGUUGUAAAAGACGAACAGCUUCUCCUCCUUUGAUGAAACUUGAUCCGUAAAGGGCCUCUUCUCGGCCUUGGUUCCUCUUAGCUGAUGGAAGCCUUCAGAGAGAAUGCCUACAAUGAGAGCUUCUUGGAAAAUGGCUUCCACAUUUCCAACGUUACAGACGGUGACAGGAGGCACCAGUACAAUUACUACGCCAUGCUCCUCACUCUACUCAUCUUCGUCAUCGUCUUCGGCAAUGUGCUUGUGUGCAUGGCUGUGUCCAGAGAGAAAGCCCUGCAGACCACCACCAACUACCUGAUCGUCAGCUUGGCUGUGGCUGACCUGCUGGUGGCCACGCUGGUGAUGCCAUGGGUGGUAUAUCUUGAGGUGGUGGGAGAAUGGAGAUUUAGCACAAUUCACUGUGACAUCUUUGUCACCCUUGAUGUGAUGAUGUGCACAGCAAGCAUCCUUAAUCUUUGUGCCAUUAGUAUUGAUAGGUAUACAGCAGUUGCCAUGCCAAUGCUGUAUAAUACACGCUACAGCUCCAAGAGGAGAGUCACGGUCAUGAUCUCGGUGGUGUGGAUUCUGUCUUUUGCCAUAUCAUGCCCCCUGCUGUUUGGACUCAACAACACAGAGAGCCGUGAUGACGCCCUGUGUGUAAUUGCCAACCCUGCUUUUGUAGUGUACUCCUCUGUCGUGUCCUUCUAUGUGCCCUUCAUCAUCACACUGCUCGUGUACGUGCAGAUCUACGUAGUGCUGCGCAAACGGCGGAAACGCGUUAGCACGAAACGCACAUAUCCAAGCACCACAGUGGACACGGGCACAACUUUGAAGAAAUGCACUCACCCUGAUGAUGUCAAGCUGUGCACUGUCAUCGUCAAGUCCAAUGGGAAUUUCCCUGUUAAUAACAAAAAUGUGAUUUUCAUAAAGGAGGUGGUCAACAAUGGAGAAGAUGUCCAAAUGGAUGAAGUUACAAACCCAGAGCCUGCAAACCAAAGAAUGCUUGAGCAGACUGGUGCCAGCCAACAUGGCCUGUUGCUGGGCUCCAACCACAGCGAGACAGACAUGCUGCCUGCAGUUCCUGAGGCCUCGAUCAAACCUACCAGAAACGGAAACACCAACGAGGCUCCCAAAGUGACAAAAGCGUUCGAGACACAGGUCUCUCCCAGCGGCAAAAUGCAGACAUCUGUUAAGUCCUUCAACAAACGUAAAAUCUCUCAGCAGAAAGAGAAGAAAGCUACUCAGAUGUUGGCUAUUGUCCUUGGUGUUUUCAUCAUAUGCUGGCUGCCGUUCUUCAUUACGCACAUAGUGAACACUUACUGCCACGUCCCAGCAGAACUCUACACAGCUUUCACCUGGCUGGGUUACGUCAACAGCGCUGUGAAUCCCAUCAUAUACACCACCUUCAACAUAGAGUUCCGCAAGGCUUUCAUUAAGAUCCUGCAUUGCUGAGAGUACAUAAGCCUUUACUCUGAGGACCCUGAGGUGUAAAAAUGUUGGGCCUAAAGCUCUGGAACAUUUUUGAAAGAGAAUUAUAUGAUGAAUGUACAUAAAGCAAUGUAUGUAUUAUAAAAUUAAGUCAUUUCUAAAGUCAUAUCUGGCAAAAAAAAUGAGACGCACAGCACAUCACAACAGAGUAAUGAACUCGUGGCAUGUUUCACUUUUCUAAGCAGUAUCUAUAAGUUUUAAUUCCACAAAAGUUGUGACAGUAUGUGCUAAUGAAAAUAAAUUGCAGUGAUUAGAAAAUUCAGCUUGACCUGUAUUAAACUGAAACUGUACAAAAAAAAGAUUUGAUGUUUUAACUUUUGUUUUUCGUUUUUGUAAAUAUAUGCUCAAAUAUGCUAAUUUGAUGCAUGAAAUAUGUUCCAAAUUCUUGGGACAGGAGCAUGUGUACCACCAUGUUAUAUUAGCUUUCCUUUCAACAACACUAAUCAUUUGAGAAUUGAAGACAUUAUUUAAAGGCUUUCUAUAUACAAGUUUUCAACCGAGCAACUGUUAAAGGCCUUCGGUGUCAUAUUUCGCAUUUCACAAUGUGCCACACUUGCAAUGAAAAUAAGGUGUGGACUACAGUAAGAUGAUUUCGCAACCAAGCUUUUGUAACACGUGUAGAGUGUGGCUUGACACUGUCAUGUUGAAAUAAGAAUAUUCCGUAAAAGUAAUUAAGAAGGCCGCAAUUAUUGCUACAAAAUGUAUAUAUAUAUAUAUAUAUCUUUCAGGGUUAAUUGUGCCUUUACAGUUGUGCCAAUUUCCAAGGCCAUGGACACCAAUUCCCCCCAUAUCAUGACAGAUCCUGGCUUUUGUACUUUACACUGGCAACAAUCUGGACCCUUUUCUUCUUAAGCCCGGCAAACACAACAUUCAUUAUUUCCAUAAGCAGUCUGAAAGGUUAACUCUUCAGACCUCAGCACAUAUUUCCUCUGCACAUCAGUUCAUUUGCAAGUCUGCAGCUUUUCUGGAACAGUCUUAACUUGCAUUUGUAGAUGCUGCCAUGGUGGUGUUCAGUAACAACAGAUUAUCAAAGUGUCCCUGAGCUCAUUUAGUGAUAACCAAUACAGAAGCAUGACAGUUUUAACACAGUGCAGGGAGAGAUUAAAGGUCAGUUGUGGUUUUUGCCGUUUUUCACAUUCUCUGACUUUUUUGAUGAUAUGCAAAUUCUUACAGUUGCUCAUUGAUAAAACAGUGCUUUUAUACAUUAUUUAAUUGUUUUUUGGCAAGCUUUGAUGCUUCUUUUAUAAGUAAGCAUGAUUGUAGGUGGCCAGGGAUGACGGGAGGCCACCAGUGGUUAAGGAUGGGGAGUGGCAGGCCCAAGUGCAGAGAACUGUCUUUGUACCCACCUAGGCUAAAGUACUGUACGGGUUACCCCUCUAAAAGCUUUUGUCAAGGUCAGCAACCGGUCAGAACUAAUUAGCGCUAGGGCUUCUGGGAGUUUUUGGAGCUGCAUAUAACAAUUCUCCUAGCACAACACCCAGGCCCCCUACUGGCAGAUGGCACCAUGGCCUGACCCCUUACAUAAACUGCUUCUGUCCCAACUUUUUUGGAACAUCUUGCAAGCACAAAUUCCAGAAUGAGUGUAAAUUUACAAAAUACAACAAAGCUGAAAGGUGAACAUUAUACAUAUUGUCUUUCUACCGUUUGCAUUUAAACACAGGUGAAAACAGAUUUACAAAUCACUGCUUUUUGUGAUUUGCAAUUCCCCAUGUUUUUUGGAAUUGAAGUUCAUACAUGAUAAACUAUUGGAGGAUUGGCGAGUUUACCGGUAUUACUAUUGUUUUCUCUUUUUUUUAAUUAAGGAUUUAGAUAAAUAUAAUUUUAUUUAGAUUAUAAUACUGCAAAUUUAUUAGUGGUGGUACAUAAUAUACAGCUACAGUUAAAAAAACGUUACAUCCAUGCAAAGACAAUGUUUCUGGGUUACAAUGCAUAUUUAUGGCAGAUUUUAAUUUAUGUCCCUGUUUGGCUCUGUGUUAGUGAUUAUGCUCAAUCAACAACUAAUAGGUAUAUUACAAAUAAACCUUUUCAUAAAAGUUAAUUGAGGCAUUGUUCAAAAGCAAUAUGCACAAGAUGAAAGUGCAGUCUUACAGCAAAAAUAAUGCAACAAACUGCUGGUUAUCACAUACAUGGUAGUGCUGACCAUUCCAUCUCAAAUCCACUAUGGAGACGGGCUCAUUUGGUUCCUUGAGCAAGCAAAACAGCAGUUUUAACGCUUGUCCUGAUCAUCCACUGGAAGGUUGAACCCCAGUGCAGCAGAAGUUGUGUAUUAAUGACAUGGCCUGUGGUGUCCAAGAGAGCGGAUGCCGAACCCAUCAAUCCAGUUUGCAAAAAUGUGUAAGCCAAUACUUAAUAUCAUGAGCUGUUUGUGCUUUUGUAUGACAUCUGUUGAAUGUGAUAAGCCUGCUUUGACAACUUAGCGCAUGUUAUGUUCUCAUGAGUUGUAUGUCGCACUCUGACCGAAGCUGAUAAAAUAACUAAAUGUAAGUCAUGGAAUAAAAAAAUUAUCUGGACA